AUGAAAUCGUUCCACCGAGCGACCCGUCACGAGCAUGGCGCGGGUGCCAGCGCGGGAGCCAACCAUGGGAUGAACCUGGAGAUGAGCCUGGGGAUGAGCCUGGAGAUGAGCCUGGAGAUGAGCCUGGAGAUGAGCCUGGAGAUGAGCCUGGAGGUGAGCCUGGAGGCCGAGCAGGCCAAACUAGAAGACCAAGGAAAACCAAAGCGACAUGGCCAGAGAGGCUUGCCCAAAAGCUGCUCGGAGUAUCGUGUCAGGCUGAGAUGGACGGCUAGCAAUAGCACUUGGACUGCGCCGAUACACAACGCCACUCCAUCCAACGGCCGCAAACUCUUUUCAGAGUUGCCCUCCGGCUUUCUGAGGGACCUCCUUCGGCACCUUCUUGUCUUUGACGGCAAGCCUGUUCACUGCGUUUCGCGCCUCGACCCCCACUGCACCUCGGGCUUCCGCCUAGACUUGCCCGCUGGUAUGGCGGCGCUUGACACGCAGGGCACUGGAUUGAACCUGCUACACCGCUUCCUUAUUGGCAACGGCUCAUUCAGUCUCACCUGCGAGAUCCCCCCCAAGGUGCUGCUGGCCCCCCUCGCGGGUCGCUUUGCGCAGGGAAUCGGUAACCGACUGCAGAGAGUCCAACUGAUCAGCCUCUUCUGGAUUGGCAAUCAAGAUGUCUGCUACGCCAAGAAUGGUCGUGGCAAGUACACUUCGCGCCGCACGCACGCGCUCAGCUACUUUCCCCAGGCCAUCCGUGCCAAGCAUAUUGAGCUCUACUUUCGGGAGAGCGACCCUUGGUAUAUGCGCAGAAAGCACGAGCCGCGCGGCAUGAUACUCUACCACAAGGAGCAGUCCCUCAAUCAACCAGACAUGCGCCUGCUGCGAGACAUGCACACUGUGCAAGGCCUCAUGAACAUCAAAUGUCUGCGGGGAGUUCACUCCAUCAGGUUCUACGACUACGAUCAGUACGACCAAAAUGGGGAAAAGGAAGUUUGCAUACGCAACCACAACUUUGUCCGGCAGGUAAAUGAGGAGACGGAGCGCGACAAGGCCCCCCAAAAGAAGAGGCUUGCGGAAUUUCAAAACCUUGGUCCUCUCGUCGCGUCUCGACCCAGUACCGCGGAUUUUCUUUGGGUCAAGAACGCAAUUAGGAUGGAGAGAGAGAGGAACGGAGACCGACCGGAGGAUGAGCCAGAGGAUGAGAUGGAUGACGACAGCCAUGGCUUGACUCCCGGUUUCAAUGGCAACAAUGGAGCAGACAACGAUGACAAUGACAGCGACGGUGACGGACACUACCCUCGCGGAGGCAAACAGUGCGCCCGAUACGCCAAUGGCGCAACUUCGACUCAGGCCCGUGUUGUUGAGGUCGGAGAUGACGAUGAUGCGAUCAUGGACGACGCACCUUGGGAAGAAAACCAGGGCGAUGACGAGAUGAGCGACAACGAGCAGGAUGGCGACAAUGACGGCGAUGCGGUCAUGGGCGAUGCUAGCCAAGACGAAUAUGAGUUCGACGAUGGCUACGACGAUGAAGAUGGCUACCAUGGCGCCCCCCUCCACCCCCCUCCCCGCCCUGCCGCUCCAGGCGGACACAACGACGCCUCUCCUUCGCUCUUCAUCGACGGAGUGUCGCCCCAGCGAGACCCGAACCCGGGACAGUCGCAGCCGGCUUACCGAUUCUCCCCGACCGAGGGCUUCGCCACUACUACUGCCGCCGCGGCCGCCCCCGGUGAGGUGGGCGAGCAGAGUCUCUUUGUCGAGGACCACGAUGCGGAUGACGCGGAGCAAGGUGGUGCGCCUGUCGUCGGUCCACCGCCGCAACAGGCCUGGGAGAACACACCGUCUAGUGAUGAUGAGGACGACGAGGGCAAGAAGGAAGAGAGCACCUCGGAUGAUGAUGGCAGCGGCGAUGAGGAGAAGGAGGAAGAUGGUGAGGAGGAAGGUGGUGAGGAGGAAGGUGGUGAGGAGGAAGGUGGUGAGGAGGAAGGUGGUGAGGAUGAAGGUGGUGAGGAGGAAGGUGAUGAGGAGGAAGGUGGUGAGGAUGAAGGUGGUGAGGAGGAAGGUGAUGAGGAGGGCGAGGAGGAGGACCAGAUAUAA
Messenger RNA from Akanthomyces muscarius, 2082 nucleotides. RefSeq lists its product as uncharacterized. Lineage: Eukaryota; Fungi; Ascomycota; Sordariomycetes; Hypocreales; Cordycipitaceae. The transcript has 5 exons. The record is from RefSeq and is a predicted model, not a curated record. The coding region runs from base 1 to 2082 and encodes 693 amino acids.